Molecule: messenger RNA, 916 nt
Organism: Papaver somniferum (opium poppy)
Lineage: Eukaryota; Viridiplantae; Streptophyta; Magnoliopsida; Ranunculales; Papaveraceae
Product: cinnamoyl-CoA reductase 2-like
Exons: 4
Coding region: 100-666 (188 amino acids)
Molecular function (GO): oxidoreductase activity, acting on the CH-OH group of donors, NAD or NADP as acceptor
Source: RefSeq, a predicted model, not a curated record
CUGAUCGAGCCCGCUUUGAUAGGAACACAUAAUGUAUUAAAGGCAUGUACUGAACCAAAAGUUAAGAGGGUUGUGGUUGUGUCAUCUAUUGCCGCUGUUAUGUUAAACCCGAACUGGCCGAAGGGUAAUCCCAUGAAUGAAUUAUGUUGGUCCGAGAAUGAAUACUGCAAAGCAAGUGAGAAUUGGUGCUUCCUUUCCAAGACAGAAGCAGAAAGCGAAGCUUGGGAAUAUGCAAAGAAGAAAGGGCUUCAUUUGGUGACAGUUUGUCCGGCACUUAUUAUUGGGCCAAUGUUACAGUCUACAGUGAAUGCCAGUAGCUCGAUUCUUCUCAAGAUUCUGAAAGAUGGGGCUGAGACAAUGGUAAAUAAAGACCAAAGGAUUGUAGAUGUGCGUGAUGUGACUAGAGCAGUAUUGCUGGCAUAUGAGAAGUGCGAAGCGGAGGGAAGAUACAUAUGUUCCGCGUAUAUGGUCAAAACACAAGAUCUGAUUGAGAAGCUCAAGACCAUGUACCCAAAGUAUAAUUAUCCCCAAAAAAUUACUGAAGCUGAUGACCAGCCCAAGUUAAACUGUGAGAAAAUGCAGAAGUUGGGAUGGACACACCGAACACUUGAAGAAUGCCUUACUGACUCCGUUAUAUGCUAUCAAGAGAAAGGCAUCUUGGAUUGAGGUAUACACUGGUAUUGCAAUAAAAUGUAUCACUGUCGAAGGAUCAUUGUCUAACUUGAGUAGGUAUGUUUUCUCGAACAACCUCAAAAACACACUGAAAAAGCGCUAUUUGGCUAUUAUCCCACAUCUUGUAACCAUUUUAAGAUAUUUUGGCUGCUGCAUAUACCUUGUGGGUUGUCAUGUGAAAGCGCUGCCUUCAUCACCACCAUCAUCUUCUUCUUCAUCACCGCUAUUGAUUUCAUCGUUGUUA